AGGAAGAGCCACUCUGGGUGCAGUUCAUGUUAGCCUAAGUGUUAGCAGGCAUCGCUGAGAAGCGGUUCCAAGUGUCUGGUUUUAAGACUAAUUUCUGUCCACUAAACCAGAGUUAGGAGUUGUAAUCGAGGCUCUCCGACGACUGCUCCGCCAAGAUGAGCUUCCUGUUUGGCAGUCGCUCAUCCAAGACCUUCAAGCCGAAGAAGAACAUCCCAGAGGGCUCCCACCAGUAUGAGCUGCUGAAACACGCUGAGGCAACCCUGGGCAGUGGAAACUUGAGACAGGCUGUCAUGUUGCCUGAGGGAGAGGAUCUCAAUGAGUGGAUUGCUGUCAACACGGUAGAUUUCUUCAACCAGAUCAACAUGCUGUAUGGCACCAUUACUGAGUUCUGCACUGAGACCAGCUGCUCUGUUAUGUCUGCGGGACCAAGAUAUGAGUAUCACUGGGCUGAUGGCACCAAUAUUAAGAAGCCUAUCAAAUGCUCCGCGCCCAAGUACAUCGACUACCUGAUGACCUGGGUGCAGGAUCAACUGGACGAUGAGACACUUUUCCCCUCCAAGAUAGGAGUUCCCUUUCCGAAGAACUUCAUGUCUGUGGCCAAAACCAUCCUGAAGCGUCUGUUCAGGGUUUACGCUCACAUCUACCACCAACAUUUUGACUCUGUGAUGCAGCUGCAGGAGGAGGCCCACCUCAACACCUCCUUCAAGCACUUCAUUUUCUUUGUUCAGGAGUUCAACCUUAUCGACAGGCGAGAGCUUGCUCCCCUGCAGGACUUGAUCGAGAAGCUUGGAUCCAAGGACAGAUAGACAUUUCAUCACACAUUUCCCUUUUUUUUUCUUUUUCUCCUUUGCUCCCUCUCUGUUGCCUCUGCUACCUCUACGACUUCUAGUCUCAACUCUUAAAAUCUGUGCCUUCUUCUUUUCAUUUCCCAAAUGUUUGUACUGUACAUUUUCCUUUUAUUCCUUCUGGUUUUUUUAUACUGUCUUUGAGGCAUUUGUUCCAUUUUGCCACUCAAGAUCAUUUAAAUUGUGUAGUGUAGAAAGAAUAUUUUUUCACAGGACUGUGGUUAACGACUCUGUCAGAGCAACCUACUGAAUGUUAUAUUGGACCAAGGACAUUUGGAAGUUAAAGUGAAAACCAGGUUGUUUUUUUUUUUCUCUUUCAGAAGUUGGUAUAGACUUUUGAUUGUCUAAACACGUUGUAGUUAUUAAUAGGCAAUGUAUUUUCUGUUAACUUUUAGCUAUUGAAAUUACGGUGACUAACCAAAUAUCCCAAUCUUAGCUUUUUGUUUUUUUUUUUCAAUGUCUGUAGUGUGAAAGAUGGCAAAAGUAGUGACAUGAAGCAGGCGUUUUGGUGGACGUGUGAGGACCGUACAAAAGCUGUCAUCUACCGGUAUAUAGCUCUCUGUCACAAGCUGGUUGUGUAUCUGAUAACCCACGUAAGCUAACCUGCUUCCUGAUGACAUGUUCCUUGACAUGCAGUGAUAGACAAUUGUGAAAUGCCUUUGUUCUUGCCCCACAAAAGGCACCACCAUCGACUGCAUCCUAGAUGUUUCAGUUUGGUCAUGCAAUAUUGUGUUUAGCACAUUUUUCAGCUAUUUUCUUAACUAAAGUAAAAUGCGAGAUAUGGUGCUUACAGGGCUACAAUUAAUCUGCUUGAUAAGUAUUUUUAAUAGCCAUUUAAAGCUUUUAUAAUCAUGGUCUCAUAACGUAGUUUUAUAGUAGAAAUCAUCCUGUCAGCAAAAAUAGUCUAAUGUGAAUUUUUGGUUUUACUGUCAUUUAAGUUCAUUUCUGUGGUGCAGAUUCAUUGUGGAACCCUGCGUAUUUGAUCUUUUAAUGCUGGUACUUUACUAAAUAUUUGCCUCCCUGGAUUGAAAAAAAACAAACUUGCACCUGUGCACAACAAUGAUGAGUGGCAUAAGAUAUACGUAGUUUUACCACAUUGUCUCUGUUAAUCUUGGUGCAUGUGCCAUGGUCAUUUCCUGCGCUUAAGUCUGGCAACAACAGCGGGGCUGUUUGUACUGCCAUCCUUCCACAAACGAAUGCAGCUAGUAUUCCUCAUGAAUGUUUUGUCUGGCAAACUUUUGAGCAAGGGAAUUGGUCAAUAACCUUCUUCAUUUUUGGACCUAAAUUCAUAUCAGACAAUCAUGUAUCCAAUUAAGAGCUGUUAGAUAACUUGUCACCAUCACCAGGAACAAACCAAUGUGAUUGGGUGCAAAAUGAACACUCAUUUUAUUAAUGUACCGCUUUUUAAGAAAUUGAAAGCCUUUCAACAAUGUGAAAAAAACAUGACGUAUUCACUUUAACUACAAUUUAUCCACUUUUAUGCCCUACAGUUGCUUGUGAGGAAAAAUCAAGCCAGCAACCAUUAAGUUAAUAAUUUACAGGCAUAUCAAUAUAGUUUGCAAGACAGAGUUAUUUUAAAGAUGUUAUUUGAAUAUAUAACUAAUCCUUUUUUUUAAGCUGGUCACAUUUUUCUUUUUAAAUGUAUUGCUUUUUUAAAAAAAACUUCUGGCAUGGAGUUGCAUUUCAUAUUACAUUGUAAAAUAAAUGGUUGACUUUACAUUUUCAAAUAAGGGCUUUGAAAUGAAUUAAAAGUUUUAUAUAUUUACAACAAUGGUCCAAUCAUUGGGUGGUCAUUUUGGCCUGGAGGAGGUGUGAGGAUGUACGUACUGCGUCCGAACAUUUGAUGUAAAUAAAAUCAGUGUUUUAUUAGAACAAAAGUGUGCCUUACAAAAGUGAAAAUGUCUGAUAUAACAGUAUUGGUAGAACUCAAUAAACACUGAAAGGUCAA
This is a messenger RNA of Micropterus dolomieu (smallmouth bass), 2793 nucleotides long. RefSeq names its product MOB kinase activator 1A (gene mob1a). Gene Ontology annotation, molecular function: protein kinase activator activity. The record is from RefSeq and is a predicted model, not a curated record. Lineage: Eukaryota; Metazoa; Chordata; Actinopteri; Centrarchiformes; Centrarchidae. The transcript has 6 exons. Gene Ontology annotation, biological process: hippo signaling; positive regulation of protein phosphorylation. Gene Ontology annotation, cellular component: nucleus; cytoplasm. The coding region runs from base 156 to 806 and encodes 216 amino acids.